Molecule: messenger RNA, 1397 nt
Organism: Aplysia californica (California sea hare)
Lineage: Eukaryota; Metazoa; Mollusca; Gastropoda; Aplysiida; Aplysiidae
Product: FAD-linked sulfhydryl oxidase ALR
Exons: 5
Coding region: 187-870 (227 amino acids)
Cellular component (GO): mitochondrion
Molecular function (GO): flavin-dependent sulfhydryl oxidase activity; flavin adenine dinucleotide binding
Source: RefSeq, a predicted model, not a curated record
UUUUGUGAUUAUGCAAGGAUGAUUUGAGAAGGAAUGUUUUUAGCGGCUAUAGAACGUCAUAUUUUCCCACAGGCCUGUUCGUCACUAUGAACAAUGGCGGAUAAAUGUACUUAGAAUCUAAAGACAUCUACAAAUAUUAUAAUUUAUCGUAUUUAAAAGAAUAGUUGAGAAAAAGAAAACCGCAAGAUGAAGCCUGGGAGGCCCAGAAGCAAGAUACAGGUUGACGAGACGGAUGAAGUCAAACAAUUUUUUCGGAGGGACACAGCUUUCCGUUCAAGUUCCAAUCUCGACAUGUCUCUACGACGGCAGACGCAAAGGUACGACCCGUACGCGUUCAUCGACCAAAUGGCGACCCCCUUCGAGGUGCCCCUGGAUGCGGCCAAGAAAGGACAGAAACGUAACGGUGACAAUGGUGGACUCGCCGACCAACGACCCAUGCCUCACUGCAAAGCCUGUACAGAUUUCAAGACCUGGAUGCAACUCACAGCCCAUCCGAGACGAAACAUGAGCCGAGAGGAAAGAGAAAGGAAAGAAUGCCCUCUGGACUCGGAGCUUCUGGGUCGCAACACGUGGGCGUUCCUGCACACUAUGGCCGCCUACUAUCCCGAGCAGCCUUCCGCGGAGCAACAGUCGAACAUGACACAGUUCAUCAGCCUCUUCUCCCAGUUCUACCCCUGCCAUAAGUGUGCCUCCCACCUCCGAGAAGAUCUGAAGACAAACAUCCCAGAUGUGCGCAGUAAUACAAAACUGUCCCAGUGGUUCUGUGAGCUUCACAAUUCAGUGAAUGUCAGGCUGGGGAAAGUGGAGUUUGAUUGUUCAAAGGUGCUGGAGCGCUGGCGAGACGGCUGGGAGGACAAGAGUUGUGACUGACACUUCCUGCUCCCCGUGAACUCUCGAUGGAUAGCGGCGGACAGCCCCGCGGGGAUGGAUAGCCCUGUGUCGUGAUGGAUAGCCCCGUGUUGUGAUGGAUAGCCCCGUGUCGACUUGUUUAACAAGCACCCAGUUGUCUUUGACCCACGUAUUGUAUUUGUUUUGGGGUUUGUUGGUUUGGUUUUUUGGGGGGAGUAGGGGGAAGGGGGGGGUCCCUUGUUUCCCUGAGAGAUUGACAUGCAUUGAUUGUGUUUAUGAUGACUCGUGAUAUGGCUGCAAUUUUUUUGCCGUGCAAGGCAGAUACAGUGUGAAAAGAAUGUGAUUGAAUGUGUGAACAGCCUUUUUUAUUGUUUUCCUUUUUUUGUGUUUUUUUUGGUCUGAGAAUGCUCCUGACUGCCCAUUAUCCCAGGACUUUAGUUUUGAGAAGAGAUUCAGGUGUCUGGUGGAUGUGUUGAAUGAUACUGCUUGUGUGUUCUUGCAAUAUCUGUGAUGACGUUUAUGAAGAAUAUAUAAUGAUUCUGACCUGA